This is a messenger RNA of Penicillium cinerascens, 897 nucleotides long. RefSeq lists its product as uncharacterized. The transcript is spliced from 3 exons. Bases 1 to 897 code for a protein of 298 amino acids. The record is from RefSeq and is a predicted model, not a curated record. Lineage: Eukaryota; Fungi; Ascomycota; Eurotiomycetes; Eurotiales; Aspergillaceae.
AUGCACUUCAUCAACAACCUCUCCGUGGCCGUUGUCGCCGUUCUGGCUGCCUCUGCUCAGGCCGAGCACCAUGGUCUGCGCCAGCGCCAGUUCCACCGUCCCGGCCAUGGCUUCGAAAACCGUGGCUUGCCCACCGUCUACAGCACCGUCAGCCCGUCUUCCUCUGCUGUUCCCUCCAGCGUCGUGGCUCCUAGCCCCGUCAGCUCCCCCGUGUCUGUUCCUCUUGGCACCGGUGCUGCCGGCUCUGCCUCCGCGGGCUCGGGUCCCAAGUCUGAUGUGACCCUGACCUACACUCUGGGCACUGGUACUUCGACCAGCGUCGUCACUACCACCAUCCACCGCACUGCUACUAACGACCACACGGUCUACGCGACUGAGACCCCAGCCGCCAAUGGUGAGCAGCAGCAAGGCUCCGGUAACGAGGCCGAGGGCGAGACCACCAUCACCCGCCACUCCACUGCCACCGUGACUGCCACCGUCGUCGAGGUUCCCACCGGCCAGGCUACCGGGGGCAGCGGCCAGAACUGCAACCCCUCCACCGUCACCGUGACUGCCACCGAGACCGUCACCGUGAACAACGGCGCGACCUCUGCUCCCACCGCCGACAACCAGCAGCAGCAGGGCGGCUCUGACAACGGCAACACCGAGUCCGCUGCGCCCGUCGGCAGCGGCAGCACUGAGUCCGCUGCGCCUAUCCCUAGCGCAACGGCCACCUCCAGCCUGGCCCCUUACGGCAACGGCACCCACUCGAUCCCUCCCCACAGCAGCGCCUCCGGCUUCGCCACCAGCUCUGCUGUCCCCUCCGGCUCCGCCAGCCUGUCCAACCCCAGCGGCAAGCCCACUCCAUCCAGUACCCCUAGCGGCUUCCGCCCCACCUUCAACCGCCGCUACCUCUAA